Sclerotinia sclerotiorum 1980 UF-70 is the source of this 1965-nucleotide messenger RNA. RefSeq lists its product as hypothetical. The transcript is spliced from 2 exons. The coding region runs from base 1 to 1965 and encodes 654 amino acids. Gene Ontology annotation, cellular component: nucleus. The record is from RefSeq and is a predicted model, not a curated record. NCBI's taxonomy places the organism in Eukaryota, Fungi, Ascomycota, Leotiomycetes, Helotiales, Sclerotiniaceae.
AUGGCGAGACUCGUGGUAUAUAGUAGUGAUGAGGAGUUUCCAGAUGUAAAUGAGGUGAUUCGAGGGAAAACAGGAACAAAAACAACCAAAACAUCGACGACAACACGAAAAGUAUCUGGGGAAACAAAUAGGAAAGUCGACCGGAAUGAACCAGCAAAAAGUAAUUCAAGGAAGGAGAAGGGAGCGAUGGUUCCAAAUGUCAAGGAAUUGGAUAGCGAUGAGAUAAAUGGUUCUGAGAAUGCAAAACCUAAAGCUAGGAAGCGCAUAUUGAAGCAGAAUGUUAAUUCGGAUAAUCCACUUUUAAAACCAUUGAGUGUGAGCACGAAGAAACUAGGUAUGGAACCUAGGAAGGUAUCAGCUUCUAACUCGGCCGCUCAGAUGCCAAAAGUGUUGAAGGAAGAAUCAGGAGAGAAACCAAUGGCUCGAAAACCUAGGAUACCUGAUUUUGAUGAGAAGCGGAAGCCAACUGCUCGGAAACCUAGGAUACCGGAUUCAGACGAGGAGGAGGAAGAGGAAGAAGACUACUCGGAUGAUUUAUCAGAUUUCAUAGUGGAUGAUGAUGACGAUUCUGACGUGUUCAAGACACUACCAAAAUCAACUCGGAAACUGGUCAGAGGUCGAAGGACAGUGGUGGAAGAAUCGAGCGAUACUGAUACAGAAGAUGAAAUUUUACGCCAACUUCUAGACAGAACUUCAAUCAACAACAAGGAAACACCUCCUGAAUUCAAAGCGCCAGAGUUGAAACCACCUAAAAGAAGCGAGAAAGUCGAGAUUCGACCAGGUACUUCUUCUAGCUUCGAUGAUAAUGGAGCAGUUUUACGAUUAAAAGUCUCCAAAGGGGUUCGAAUAUCAACACCGCCAGGAAGCCCGGAACUCAAACCCCGAGGACUCGUCUCUCCUAAAAAGUUAUCCCGCAUACCAUCUACACCCCAUCGUCCAAGUAUGGAUAGUUUCUGGUCACAAGAUCUCGUCAAUGACUGGAAUGAUCAAUACUCCCCCAUGAAAACACUCCAACCUCUUACCAAACCUAAACUUCAACCUCCUUUCACAUCCAACGGUACCAGUCUCUUUAAGAAACCCGUCCCAGCUAAACCUGCCCGUCUCGAUAAAGAUUUCAAAAAAGCAUUCUCAACAGCUAAACACACCAUCGCGUCUGAUUUCCUCGCCGAGCUCGACUCCAAAAUAACAUCCGGCCAAAUAGCCCAACUCUCCGCUUCCACAGGCGGCGUCCAAAUAAUCUGGUCCAAAAAACUCACCACCACCGCCGGCCGCGCAAACUGGCGACGAGAAACCAUCAAACACACCCCCUUAACCCUAAACCCCCAAGAAACCACCACUCUAAAAUACCGACACUACGCCUCCAUCGAACUCGCCGAAAAAGUAAUCGACGAUGAACCGCGCCUUCUCAACGUCCUCGCGCAUGAAUUCUGCCACCUCGCCAACUUCAUGAUCUCAAACAUAAAAACCAAUCCCCACGGCAAAGAAUUCAAAAUCUGGGCCACGAAAUGUACUUCCGAGUUUGCGCAUCGCGGUAUCGAAGUUACUACUAAACACAGCUACGAAAUUGACUAUAAAUAUGUGUGGGAAUGUACGGAGCAAACCUGCAAAACGCUGUUUAAACGUCAUUCGAAAAGUAUUGAUACCCUGAGACAUAGGUGUGGUGCUUGUAAGGGGGUGUUGGUGCAGAUUAAACCUGUGCCUAGGGGGACGGGGAAGGGGUUGGGGAAGGAGAAUGAGUAUCAGGUUUUUGUGAGGGAGAAUAUGAGGAGGAUUAGAGAGGAGAAUCCGGGGAGUCCGCAGAAGGAGAUUAUGGGGUUGGUGGGGAAGAGGUAUCAGGAGUUUAAGGCUAGGAAGGCUGCGAAUGGUGGAGGGGAGAUGGUGGAUUUAAAGGAGAGUACUGUUGAUGAAGAAGAAGUGGAAGUCGUUUCGAGGAAACUGGAUUUCCUGGAUUUGACGACCCCUUGA